Tachyglossus aculeatus (Australian echidna) is the source of this 2395-nucleotide messenger RNA. RefSeq names its product CDC42 effector protein 3 (gene CDC42EP3). Bases 494 to 1267 code for a protein of 257 amino acids. The transcript has 2 exons. The record is from RefSeq and is a predicted model, not a curated record. Lineage: Eukaryota; Metazoa; Chordata; Mammalia; Monotremata; Tachyglossidae.
GGGCGCGGGCAGAGCCGGCAGGGCGCCCCCUCGCGGCCCGGCCCGGCACGGCACGGCCGGAUCGCUCAGCUCAGCCCAGCCGGCGCCGUCUCCUAUGGCAACGGGAGGGGGGCACAGCGUGGGGCACAAAGUGGGGCACAGCCGGGGCCACAGCGGGGGCCACCUCCAGCCCGGGCAGCCGAGCCCAGGACCCCAGAGCCGCCGGGGACAGUCCGCGUUCCCACGUUUCCGGAAGCGGUCCGACGCUGAGGCUGUCUCCCCCGGCACGUGCGCCGUGCCGGGAACCUCAGGAAAGUUUCUAGUGGAGUCCCUCACACUUGACCAGACCUCUGUCCACUUUGGACUUCCAAAGACCCCGUUCUGCAUCUGGGAAAAUAAUGUGACCCCGUGAACUUUUGCGAACCUACCAGAGGGGAAGUGCUCACUCUGGGAAGAAAGCGGCUCUUUUUCCUUCCUCUCCGAGAAGACUCUCCUCAGCUUCGAGCAUUCAAAAAUGCCAGCCAAGACCCCGAUUUACCUGAAAGCGGCCAACAACAAGAAAGGGAAGAAAUUCAAACUGAGGGACAUCCUGUCCCCGGACAUGAUCAGCCCUCCUUUGGGGGACUUCCGGCACACGAUCCACAUCGGGAAAGAGGGCCACCACGACGUCUUCGGCGACAUUUCGUUUCUCCAAGGCAAUUACGAGCUCCUGCCCGGAAGUCGGGAGGAGAAGACGAGAAUCGGCCAGUUCCCGGCCCACAACGAGUUCCUGAGAGCCAACAGCACCUCGGAUUCUGUGUUUACGGAAACCCCCUCGCCCGUGCUCAAAAACGCCAUCUCCCUGCCGGCCAUCGGCGGGUCCCAAGCCCUGACGCUGCCCCUGCUCUCCCCUGUGACAUUUAACUCCCAGACGGACGCCUUGGCCGCUGGCAGGCUCCCGAGACUGAUCUGCGAGCCGGUCGCCGAAGAGAAGCUACAGGAGAAAAGCCAACCGGGGGCGGACGCGACGUCGCGGCGGUCCGACGCCCCGUGGAAGCCGAACGGCGUCGCUUCCCGGUACAGUAACGGGCGGGACAGCCCCUCGUCCACCCUCUCCGACCAGUACGUCGACUGGCUGACCGACGAGCUCUCGGACGACGGCCCCCUCCCAGGAAGCCUCGGGAAGGGCAAGUCCGAAUCGGAGCCGUCCCUUUCCGAGAUGACCGGCUCGCUCCUCUCCCUGCAGCUCGACCUCGGGCCCUCGCUGCUGGACGAAGUCCUGAACGUCAUGGACAAGAAUAAGUCGUAGGACCGACCGCCCUGCCGCCCCCCACUCCAUCCCCGCCGCGCAGCUCAGGGGGACAGGAGGGCAGCCGCAGCGGCGAAGAAACAGAAGGCUGAAAAGUACAGACUGAAAAGAGGCCUCACCGGCUGUUUUCCAGUGGUCUGACGGGUUUUCUUAAAGAGUGUUGCAACAAAAUAUUUUUUUACUUAUGUAUUUCACCUUUGCAAUAUGGUAAAACUCUCCCGGCGAGAAGAGGAAACAAGUCUAAUCCCGUUUCUUGCCUGGGUUGGAUGAGAUCCGGCGUUGGUGGGUACACACGCGUGAGGAAUCCGGCUCGGGCCAAAACCAGCCGACUCGCUCGCUUUGAGGAAACCUUUCCGUGCUGAUUUUUCUCCGGGAUUUCCAGCUGGGCUGUGUUCAGAAUGAGGGGUGGGACGCUAUUACUUUCACCGUUAUUUAACAUCCGGGCCUCUUUCUUGAGAGGUGGACCGUUUCUCUGUUUCGCCUGCACGCCGAUCCUCCAGGCUCAAAUCUCUUGCUUAUUGAAUCCAGCCUUCCUGCUGUUCACCUGUCGUUCAUUACCAAUCUGUGGGCGCUUACUCUGUGCAGAGCACUGUACUGAGCGCUUGGGAGAAUACAAUGCAACAGAGUUGGUAGUCACGUUCCCUGCCCACAGCGAGCUUACAGUCUGGAUAUCUCUAUCCGCAGUUUCGGACUGUCGGGGGACCUGUGGUGAAGAUGGCAAAGGCGGAGCAUUUACUGUAACUAAAUUAUUUUUAAAGUUGAGAUAUAUUUUUAUGUGCCUUUGGCUUUUUAUCACAGAGUCUACAUUUUAUAGGGAUUGCAUCAACAAGUUUGUGGUUUGGCUUGUGUCCACUGAUGGUCCAUUGUAAAUUUUGUGUGCGCGCGCGCGUGUGUGUUUGAGACAGCAACUCGUAAUACUCGACUUUACCUUUGUCUCUAUAUAUCAUAAAUGCUUAUCUGCCAAGGACGGGUUGGGAUGUUUAAGGAGGGCACCGGUUACUCACAAGGCUUCUGCCGAGAUAGGGGGUGACGCCUUUAUGAUGUUUUUGGAAACGGGGAUGGUUCAGUACAUCCUUGCAGCGCGUAGGUACUUCAUGCAACACAAUAAAGAGUUAAUGUUGAACGGUA